Aphis gossypii (cotton aphid) is the source of this 3370-nucleotide messenger RNA. RefSeq lists its product as uncharacterized. The coding region runs from base 692 to 1354 and encodes 220 amino acids. Lineage: Eukaryota; Metazoa; Arthropoda; Insecta; Hemiptera; Aphididae. The transcript has a single exon. The record is from RefSeq and is a predicted model, not a curated record.
UAAACCUUCUCUUGACAAAUUUGUUUCAUACUGAUUCAAUUAUCUAUGAUUAUUUUAAAUCACAUUAUUUUAAGUGUAUGGAAAUGCUGAAUAAAAAAUCUAAGUAAAAAAAAAAAAUAUGUAUGUGAAAAAACAUCUUACAAUGUUUGGAUUUCACAUUACAUGCAUAAUCGGCAUGUAAAGAUUUAUGAUGUGCUUGCAGAUUCUUUGAUGAUGCUGUUGCAGGGAUAUGCACAUGUAUACAUAGGUCUGCAACGUGCUCUGAUACUUAUAUUAAAUAUAAUAUAUGAAUUACAUACCAUAGGCAACAAUAAUCUAACAUUGGGGGUGCAACAGACACUUUUUGAUGAGGGUGUAACAAUUAUUCUUAUAAUUGGAUUCUAAAAGUGAGCAGGUGAUAUCAAGUACAGAUUUUCCUAACCGUGAACGAUUAACACAUUGACGUAGCAAUUGUUGAUCAUCAGCGGCGGCGGAACGGCUAUAUUAUAAUUUAUAAAAAUAUAGAUAUUUAGAUAUAAUAAGGAAUAAUAUUAAUAAUAUAAUAUAACUUAAAAGUAAUAAUAUAAGUUAUUAACAAUCACAUAAAAGUAUAAGUAUGUAUUAAAUGUAUAAAAAAAAAAUAAAUAUGAAAAUACAAUCACUAAUACAAAAUGUUUAAUUAUACAGAAAAGAGACACAUAAAUUCAUAAUUAUGGACUUCGAGUUCUCAAUGGUGAACAAGACAAGCAUGGUUGUCAUCUCCGGAGCUAUAUCCAAUAGCUUAGACCGUUUUAAGAUUAGGAAACUGGAGGGACGACCUCUUUUGCUACCACUUAACGAAGAAGCUCGACCUAUGGGUGAGACGGAGCUUCAGGUGGCAAUAAGAGAGAUAAAAAGAGUGUUCAGAGUAAAAACUGAUCUGAGAGAUGCUUGUCUGGACCAAAUGAAGCAGAGUUUGAAUUCGACGAAAAAUAAUUUAACACGAGGAUAUAUUGACAGUUAUAUACGUAGAGGUAAUAAAGAGAAUGUGAUAGUAGUAUGGAACGGACAUUCGGACAAAAAUAUUUUAAAAAGAUUAGAUUUAGACCAUUAUCCUAUGUUAAACAUAACGUGCUACGAUAAGUAUUUUAAUAAAAAUUUCUAUAUUCAGUUUGAAAAAUUAGGCAAUAAAGAAAUAAUUUUCGAAGUAGAUAUCGGUACAUAUAAUAAAACAGGAAGGCUACUUAAUUUAGUAGAGACCCAUGAUAUAAUAUGUAAAAAGAAACACCAUACUACGUAUGCGCAUGAUCCGAGAAUGGAUGUCAAGUAUACUAAAUGUAUAUUUGAUUAUGUGAUACGGAAACAGCGAUAUGAAAGUCUAAUAAAACAUUUCUAAAAAAAAAAUAUAUAAACAAUAACAAUAAAAGUAGUAAUAAAACAAAAACAACGGUUACAUUAAUAAUCAAAAUACGAACGUAAAAUUUCUUUUUCAGAAAUUCAUAAUUCUAUAAAUUACAAAUCAACUCUACGAAAUAAAUAAUAACCAAUAAUGGAUAGAAUGGAGCAAUUAGCUUCGGCAAUAUCGUUUAACAUAGAAACGCAAUUUCAUAUUAAUCCAACACAGGGAGAAUGGCAUAAUUACACAGCUUGUUUUGAUUUUCAUAUAGUUACCGCUAAUGAAAAUAUACUCGUACCUUACGAGGAUGAAACUAUAUUGGAAAUGAUUGAGGCAGCCAAAAGAUUUUUGUAUGAUAUGGCGUUAGACAGAGAAUUUGGUGAACCAUACUGUUAUGAAUUAAACUAUUACCUCGAAAUAAUACAGAAUCCACGAGAUAUAUUGAAUUACAGUAGAUAAAUGUAUGUCUAGAAUGAAUUGAUCAGGUAAAACGAAGUGGUUGGGGCUGUACGAAACACCUAUCGACAUAACAUUUGACAUAUGAUCGAUGGGGUGGAUUCUAUGGCAUCCCCAAUGAGUAAAGAGUGAUCAAGUAAACGUAUUAAUCAAUUAGGGUUGUUGUCAAUGUGGACGACGUACUUCAAAUGAUUAGUAUGUCAUUCCAUGGGCAGCGAAUCUUGAUUGAGUAAAUAAAAAAAAAAAACAUACAAACUGGAAUGAUAAUAAAUAUAUAUAUAUACACUUAGAUUUAAGAAAACAUACUGUACGAAUAAGUUACUAUUGGGAUAUGGAAAUAAAUUUGAAUUGUGGGGAACUUUAUAGAUUUUGUACUACUAAAAUAUUAUAUUAAGAAAAAAAAAAAAUAUUAUUUGUAUUAAUUAAUUUACCAUAUAAGAAACUAUUGUAAUCAACACAUUAUACUAACCACAUAUUUUAUUGGAAUUAUCAAAUCAAUUAUAAUCACUAUAUUGUACUAUUUACUAACACUAUAUUUUAUUGUAAUCACAAUUAUAAAUUAUAAGAAAACUAACCAACAUAUUUAAAACAUAGAAUUAUAUAACCAAAUAUUUAAUCUAACCAUAUAAUCAUUAAUUAUAUUAUAAUCAAAAUAUUUAAUCAAACUAUUUAACCAUUUGUAAGUGUAAUCAAUCCAUAUUUAAUCAAAACUAUAUAUACAACAUAUACAUCAUAUAUUCAUAUUAUAUAACGAAAAUACUUUAAUGUAAAAGCAUACAGAGAAUUGUAAUGUAUGUCUUAUAUCAAUGACUUGUAAUCGAUUAUUGUAAACACUAUAACAUUGUAAUAAUUUGUAACUUAACUAUUUUGUACUGAACUUUGAAAGAUUUCUGUCUUUGAGACAUAAACCUUUUUUUUCGUGGGGAGGUGCAACGUGCUCUGAUACUUAUAUUAAAUAUAAUAUAUGAAUUACAUACCAUAGGCAACAAUAAUCUAAUAUUGGGGGUGCAACAGACACUUUUUGAUGAGGGUGUAACAAUUAUUCUUAUAAUUGGAUUCUAAAAGUGAGCAGGUGAUAUCAAGUACAGAUUUUCCUAACCGUGAACGAUUAACACAUUGACGUAGCAAUUGUUGAUCAUCAGCGGCGGCGGAACGGCGUGAGAACGCUAGCCGCAACGAAAAUAUUAUAUUAUAACAAUUAUAUUAUGCGGCGGCAUCGUGCAGGGUCAAAGGCAGAUCAUCGCACGUACGCUUGCCACCCGGUAGAAUAAUAUAGAAAUAUAAUUACCACCCGAUAGAAGAAUAUUAGAGAUACAUAAUUGACGCACAACAUCGUUCAGAUAACGCAAAGCGUGGGAAGAAGCGGAUGCAGGUGCAGAUGACCAUCAGGGACCUGAAGGUACCGCGGGAGUCCCUGGACGAUAUAUAAGGGGGCCCAGAUUAGGCACAAUUCAGACGUGAUCCACCAGAGUUAGCGCAAGCACCUUCACGUCACCCAGUUUAAUAUUUUAUGUCUCCUGGACUUGAAUAUUUUUCACAAGUUUUAUUAAAUUAAUUAAU